Messenger RNA from Entamoeba histolytica HM-1:IMSS, 1518 nucleotides. RefSeq lists its product as uncharacterized. Lineage: Eukaryota; Evosea; Mastigamoebida; Endamoebidae. Bases 1 to 1518 code for a protein of 505 amino acids. The record is from RefSeq and is a predicted model, not a curated record. The transcript has a single exon.
AUGAGUUAUUGGUAUAGACCAAAUGUAUUAAAACGAAAAUGGGGAAGUUAUGGAAAUAUUCAUAACAAUCAAUACUAUGAUAAUUAUGAUGAUUAUUCAUUUAACAAUGGUUUAAAUACUACUUAUGAUCCAGACAAUGGAGAAGAUGAAUAUUUUGAAGAAGAUGAUGUAGAUUUACAUCCAGAUAGUUAUCAAUCAAAUAAUUACUUUGAUCCAGACAAUGAACCAGAAAGAGUAAAUAAACCAGACUUGAUUAAUGAAGAAUUUAGUAAGACAGAAGAAUCAAUAUUUGAUGAUCCAGAUUAUGAAGAAUAUACUAAAGAAAUGAAUAUUAAUGAAGACUCAAUUAAAGAAGGAGAAGAAGAGAAUAGUAAUGAUGAAGAUAACAAUACAAAUAUAUAUGAAAUAGUAAAUCCAAAUAAACCAGAAGAAAUACUUACAUAUGAUAACAAUACACUCAAAAUAUUAGAAGAUAUAAUUGAUAUUAAUGAUCCACAACAAUUAGGAAAUGAAUUAGCUAUAAUUCAACAAGAAAUAAUAGAAAACAAUAAUAAAAUAGAACAAGAGAAUAAUAAUGUAGAAGAUACUACUAUACCAUUAAUAUUAACAAAUGAAAAUAAUGAUAUAAUACUAGCAGAUAAUGUAGAAGAAGAUAAAAUACCACAACUACUUGAAGAAAUAAAAGAUAAAGCAAUGGAAGAAGAAAUAGAAAUACAUAAAGAUGAAAAAGAACCAGAUAGAAAUAUUAUACUACCUAGACCACCAAGAGAGAAUAGAAAUACUAUCAAACAAUGGAUAGAUAAAAAUAGAGAUAAUUCCAAAAGAAAACAUCAUUUAGAAGAUACUAAUGAAUAUCAAGAAAAGAGAGAUUUUGAACGAGGAAUAAAAAUAGAAGAAUUACAACAGUUCUUACCUUUAGAAGAAAAAGAAGAAAGAGAAGAAGCAAUAAAUGAAACAAAAAUAGAAAUUCCACAAAAUGAAGCAUUGAACGAAAAAGAAGAAGUUCAAAAUGAUGAAACAAUGAAUAAUUCAUUACCAAAUGAAAAAAUGCAAGAAAAAAGAGAAGAGAAAGAAGAAAAAAGAAUUAAAAAACCAGUUAUUGUUAAGAAAGAACGAAAACUCAAAGAAGUUAAGAAGAUUGAUUCUAAAUUUAAUUAUAAAGAACUCUUCGGUGACGUUAAAAACAGAAAACAUGAAGUUGAUGAAUUGGAAAAAAGAUAUAGAUUACUUGCUAAAGACAUAUCACUCAAUUAUAAACCAACACAAAAGAAAGAAGAAAAUGAUUCCAAAAAUAUUCUACCAGAACAAAUUAAACCAAUAAUAGAACAAGAAGAAGAAGAUUUAAGAGUUGAAGACAUUCCAAAAGAGUUAACAAUACAAGAUCAACAAAAAUAUUGGAAUAACUUUAAACAUAAUGACGAAAACAUCGAAUUGAAUGAAGAUGAAGAAGAAAUAGAAGAAGAUAUAGAAGAAGUAGAAGAACCAGAAAUAGAAUAUGAGUACGAGUAUGAGUUCUAG